Molecule: messenger RNA, 3027 nt
Organism: Hyaloperonospora brassicae
Lineage: Eukaryota; Oomycota; Peronosporomycetes; Peronosporales; Peronosporaceae
Source: the annotation of a GenBank genome assembly
AUGGCGACCAAGCAGAAAAGCACGUGCCAACUGCGUCUGGAAGCCCGUUCGCGCGCCUCGUGCGCUCCCCCAGACGCCUCCUCGGACGUCCAGCGCCGAGCCGCCGAGCUGCGGUCGCGUAUCGCCCGCGCCAAUGAGAUGCGCGCGCUCCACACGCGACAACUGGCGGCGCGCGCGCGUGCGCGCGUGCAACACGCGCGAGAGGUCGCCAGCGGGAUGCGCGCCAAGCGACACGAAGAGACGCGGCGGUUUCAUGACUCGUCUGUGUUGAAGUUAGACGAGGCCGCCCGUCGACGUGACGACCAGCGGGCGCAACUUCAACGUCAAUGCCAACAGCGCGCGCACUCGAUCUCGGCGAAACUCGAACACGUGCGCGCGGAACAGAGCGACAGGGCGCACCGCGCGCGCUGUACACUCGCCGUGCAACUGGCCAGAGCCGCGUGCCGUCGCCACGAACAGACGCAACGCCGUGUGUACCGUCUGCACCAGCGCUGGCAGAGCGUGGCGAGCGUGAAAGACCGCGUGGCGCGCGUGAAGCUCAUCCAGCAGUGGGUGCGUCGCCACAUGGCGAGUCGCGUCGCAGUUCGAGCGCUGCAGCAAGUGCAACCCGACGUGGACAAAGUCGUGGCGUGCUGGCAGUCGAUGGAACGCGCAUCGUUGGACGCGUGCAUGCGCAAGUUGCAGCAACGAGGGGUAGGGCAAGCCGCCCAGCGACUGGUGACCGGGUUGUUGGCUCGAGCGCAAGACAGCGACUGUCGAAAACAGAUGGAAACGGGGCAAAAACAGGCCACAACAGGCAAUGGACUGGUUUUGUCGGAUCCGAAACGGCGCACGAUCUUUCGCGUGUUGCUGAUGGCGGGACUACUGACGAGUCACUCGCGCGAGGUCAUGGGCCACCGCCCGUCCAAGCGCCUGUACUAUGCCGCGCAGACGGUCGUCCUGCACGUGAAGCAGCUGGCGCUGUGUCUUGCAGCAGAAGGACCGCCGCCGCAGCACACGCGGAACGUGACGCAGUGUGUGUCGGGACUGACGGCGCGCUUGGCGUUCUACGCCGAGACAUUUCUGCGCUGGAAACAACGAGACGCGGACGACUUAGCCGCCGAGUUAGUGACGUCGUACGGCGCGUUGCUGGCGGUGCGCGCUAAGUACGAAACAGCAGCGCGUAACGCGGGCACCGCAGCAGACGGAGCGCAGGAGCUCGUGCGACAGACAGGCGACCAGUUGACGCACGUGCAGACGGCACUGGCGAAGGUCGUGGGACGAGAGGACGCCACGCGGCGACUGGACGCGCUGCAGCAGUGCGUGGAACAGGUCGGAAACGGACGUGGGGCAGCGCUCGUGGAGGCAGACGGCUCGCUGCAGAGCACGGAGGCGUUGGGUGAUGCAGUUAUGACUGAGCGUGGAGACGGGACGUCGCUUUUGUUGCCGUCGAUGAACGCAGAGGGUGCAGAUGGAGGGAGUCAGACUCAGAGUCAGAAUCAGAAGGACGUGGACCGAGACGGAACUGACGUGGGUGAUGAUGAUGAUGAUGAUGAUGAUGAUGAUGAUGAUGGAGCUACAGACAGAGACGGGAACGACGUAGGUGAUACUGAUGGAGCUGAUGCUGGUCGUGUACGCUCGUUGGGGUUCCGUCCGGCGCUUCUCGCCGAUCGAGGGCUCGUCCAUGAGUUGAUAUUGAACCCACAGUUUCAGAUCCUACGAGACGGAGAGGUGGAGUCGUCUGCGGCAGCAGUGGCUGUCCGUGUGCGGGCAGCGAUGACGAGAGCCUUUUGGGACCGCGUCAUCGCAGCGGAUGACGUUGAGGUGUUACUUGCGCGUACAGAAGAGCUGCGCGUGGCGUUCCGAGAUGCGUUGGAGAGCGGGAGCAGCGCUGGCUUACGGGCCGGACUGGCAGCACUGGCAGACGAGGUGGACGAUGCUCUUCAUGUGGCUCACCUUCGAGCCCUGAUGCAGGACCCUGUGGCACAUGCGUGUGCGAUUCACGCGCGGUGCAAUGCUGUCCUCGAUGCGAUCAAGCGAGCAGAAGCACCGGCGCGAGCUGCGAGUACGCGUGAGUUUCGGUCUGACUGGACUCAGCGGGUUGCAGCUGGUGCGAUGACGCCUGCCGAGCUGUUGGUCGCGUUUCUCACGUUUGCAAUGGACAAGGUGGACGAGCUGCGCAGCGAUAUGCUCAACGCUCACCUCGGACUCCUGGGUGCAUUUCUGCAACGACAUGGCGUGGAGUACGAACAGAAGCAGCUUCAGACGCGACUGUCAGGAGCUGGAAGUUUGGAUGCACAGUUUCCGUUGACGGUCAAAUGGCUGACCAUGGAGCUCAAGACGUAUCUGGCCCGGCCAGACGUUGACGAAGCAGAGCGUGCUUGUUUGGCUCGUUACAACGGUGAAGCAUUCCAGCGUUUCCUGCGCGCAAGUACCUGGGCGUUGGUGGACAAGUACGUCGAGGACGCCCCACUCAAUGUCUGGCCCGAGACGUUCGAACUGGAUGUGGAGCGCAUUCGUGCAUGUCGCAACGCGCGUGACUGUGUCGCAGUCAUUUCGAGUCUUCUUACGGUGGUGCAGGAGUACGUCGCUCGUCGCCAUCUGUCGACACCCGUCGGGUUUUUCGACCGCGUGCGGCAACAACUGGGCACGUUGCUGCGGUCACAUGGAGUUGCAGGCGCGCAGCUCGCUGCUCAAGCGACGCAGUGUGUCCGUCAGCUGGAGCCUCUGAGCAGUGAGGAAACCACACGCGAGUUGCAGGCACUCGAGCAGCGGCUGUCCGGUUGUUUUGCUGCCGACAAUGCCGUGUUCCAGCUGUUUGUCUCGCGCGCCUCGCGUGCUUUCGAGUUGGCGUUGCAAGCGGGUGCCGCAGCGGCCACUUUGCACCCGUCACUGGCUCCUCUUGCCACUGAUAUCAGCGAAGCCGCGUCAGCGUUGCGCCGUCUCGCUCAGCAUAACGAACGCGUGUACGCGUCGCUGUACAACCUCAUUAUCAAGCGCCUCAUGUCGCCAUCGCCGUCGCCAAGUGCAGCAGCAGCAGCCACGUAA